AUGAAGGACAAGUGUGUUACCGGCAGCUGCGGCGGCGAUACGACGACUUUCCGAUCUGCCGUCAAAGAUUCGACAUCGCCGCAGAGUUCAGUCGCAUCGGCGUCGUCGUCUGUGCGGAGACUCAAAGGCGAUCUAGAAUCGAGGCGAUUUGGCGCGGCGGCGAGCGAGAGGCUGAGGCAGGCGGAGGAAUCUCUACGUACGGUUAUGUUUCUGAGCUGUUGGGGAUCUUGUUAG
Messenger RNA from Thlaspi arvense, 234 nucleotides. Lineage: Eukaryota; Viridiplantae; Streptophyta; Magnoliopsida; Brassicales; Brassicaceae. The record is from the annotation of a GenBank genome assembly.